UACUGCUACUGAUGCGCAACAAGGCCGCAAUUGCAUAUCGUCUCAGCCACGUGCAGACGUAAAAGUCAUUCGAGCUUUCCUGCUUCAAUAAAGAAAUACCUUCCACUCAGGGGAAGAUGUGGAUGUGAGGUCUGUGCGUACGCACGCGACGGACGAAGCGUGUGCAGGUUAGAGAGACCCCCUCAAAAGGAAAUGCACCCUUUCAGACAGGCCUAGAGACGCGUAUGACGCGCUCCAGGCCACCAGUCGACUUCCAAACCUUCUGGGACCGAACCAUUGUUGACGCCUGUUUGCACCGGCACCAAGACUCAUGACGAACCUUCUCCCACUUGUACUUGCGACAACACCCGAAUGGCUCACAAUUUUGGGGCUCAUUUUCGGGGGAUGCUGUAGCAAUGCGCUCACUCUGGAAUACGCAACAUCCCACAACCCGAGGUCAGGAUCCCUCAUCACCUUCGCUCAAUUCGUCCUGGUUUCUCUCUUUGGCUUGAGAAAACGCUUUAUUUUUAUCGCGCAAAGUCACGAUAAGAAAGGCGACUCUAACUCGAUGCCACGCGUCUCUCUCAUUCAACGAAUCAAGCGUGUACGAAUCAAACCGCUAGCCGUGCCGCUACGUCGGUGGGCUAUACAAGUCAUUCUGUACCUGGGGAUCUCGCUAUUGAAUAAUUAUGCUUUCAAGUAUCGCAUACCAAUGGCAGUCCAUAUCAUUUUCCGAAGUGGUGGACCCGUUGUGAACAUGAUCAUUGGAUACGUCCAAAGGAACAAGCGCUACCCUAGACUCCAAGUUGCAGCUGUCGUCCUUGUUUCUGCCGGCAUAGCCGCGUGUACGGCACCGGGUGCUCAGGGCACGAAGCCAAGGGUCUCCACGACUUCAUCAUCUAUUCAUUCCGAUACAUACACCGCCGUCGGCGCCAUUUCGUCUCACAUAGAGUACAGUCUGGGAAUAGGGAUGCUGGCGCUUGCUCUUGUUCUCUCACAAUAUCUUGGGUUCUCCCAAGAAGAGACCAAUAAACGCUAUGGUCGUGGUCAUUGGGAAGAAGGAAUGUUUUUCCUUCAUUUUCUCUCCCUUCCAAUGUUCUUUUUCGUACGGGAAGAUCUCAUAGAGCAAAUAAAAUUUGCCAACGCAAGCGAGCCUGUCAGGAUUUCCGAAUCCCUGUAUACAUUAUUUGCCAUGCCGAUGGAUUUUGUUGGGUUCGCCAUUGGCGUACAGGGUAUUGUGUUGCCGUCAUUCACAUCUAUUCCUUGGCCUCCGUGGCUUCCGACACUUCUUUUACCGCCACUCUCAUCCCUAACAAUACCCUAUUUUUGGGUACCACUCAUCCUAAACGUCCUUACUCAUACCAUAUGUGUCUCGGGCGUGAACAGACUCACAGCACGGGUAGACUCAUUGACAGUCACCCUCACACUUACCGUGCGGAAGGCUGCCUCACUGAUCAUCAGUGUUGUUCUGGUUGGAAGAAGCAGAGGGAAUAUAUGGCUUUGGGGUGGAUCUACGGCUGUGCUUCUGGGUUCUGUGCUUUAUACGUAUGGCGGCGACAAUAGGCGGCCAAGGGAAGAAUUGAAAGCAGAAUAA
Cantharellus anzutake is the source of this 1573-nucleotide messenger RNA. Its product is annotated as UAA transporter. Gene Ontology annotation, biological process: transmembrane transport. The record is from RefSeq and is a predicted model, not a curated record. The transcript is spliced from 2 exons. Gene Ontology annotation, molecular function: UDP-N-acetylglucosamine transmembrane transporter activity. Bases 311 to 1573 code for a protein of 420 amino acids. Gene Ontology annotation, cellular component: endoplasmic reticulum membrane; Golgi membrane. Lineage: Eukaryota; Fungi; Basidiomycota; Agaricomycetes; Cantharellales; Hydnaceae.